Messenger RNA from Bursaphelenchus okinawaensis, 817 nucleotides. The record is from the annotation of a GenBank genome assembly. Lineage: Eukaryota; Metazoa; Nematoda; Chromadorea; Rhabditida; Aphelenchoididae.
AUGAAGUACAUUCUACUUGCUUUAUCCUUGUUGGUCGUUCUUGCUACAAGUGAGAAGGUCUGCGACUCAGUUCUUGCUGUAAGUUUAUAACAUAUUUUACUAAAAUGUUUCAUCUUACUUUCGUGAUAAGAGCAUAAAUUAUAAUAUGACAAACAGUAGAGCCCAGUAGUGAUCUAUUUACUUUGUGCUAAAUGAUAAGCCUUCAUAUAUGAUAGGUUAUUUAUUGUUGUUUUUAGCGCUCGUGUCCACCCAGUCAAGUUACCGGUAAUAUGGCUCGGCUGGCUGAGAAAGCCGGUUGGAAAGCAGAAGCGAAGAAAUCCGGAGAGUACACUGAGAUGAUGGAAGCUGAAGUAAGCUGAUUUUUUAAUAUUAUAUGGAUUACUUUCUCAUUUUUUUAUUUAAAAACUGCAAAAUUUUUUAAUUAUUACGUAUUACUUUUACACCAAAGACCUCCUUUGGACAUCUUUCACCGUAUAACAAAGCUCUGUGUCACUUGGCGAUUCGCGCCCAAUCUACUUUAAUCUUUUUGACGUUUUGUAGUAUAACAUACCUUUUCUUCCUUUUUUCAUAAUAUAAUACACCUUUUCAGACCAGAAGAAUUGGAAAAUCAGUUGGCAAAGAUGUUGAACGUCAAAUCCAAUGCUUCAGAAUCAUGAUGUGUCGUAUGCCAUUGACCAAAGCUGGACUGGAGUUCUUUAUCCACAAACUUGAUGUCUUCGAAACUGAAAUUGGAGGUCUAAAAGAGGAGUACGAGAAGGUUUGGAACAAUCACAAGGAAGUCUUGAAAGAACUCGCUAAGCAAUUGCCAUCUAACUAA